AAAAGACAAAAACGAUGCAAGGGUGCCCAUCUCGUGGCCACGGGCAGCACACACCGCCGCUUCCUCCUCCUCACCUUCCCUCCACAGCCACUCCUCCCGGCAAGAUGCCCACCAUCAUCUCCUCCUCCUAGACCUCAGCCGCGCCAGCCAUGGCCGCCACCGCCGCCGCUUCCCUUUCCCUCCACCUCCGCCUCCGCCCUCCUCCCUAUGCCCACCGCAGCCCCCUUCGCCAUGCCCCGUUCCUCCUAUCCCCUUCUCCGUCCAUCCCUUGGCCUCCUCACCAUCUUCACGUCGCUAACGGCCGGCUCCCUCCCCCUUGCCGCCCCUCUGUGAAGGCGCAGGCAGGUACCAUCGAGGCUCCGAGCCUCGCGCGCCUUGGGGGCGCCGUAGAGACCGACCGCCUCCCCGCCGACGUGCGCGACCGCGCCAUGGACGCCGUCGACUACUUGGGCGGCCGCGUCACAAUCGGCGACGUCGCCUCCCGCGCCGGCCUGCAGAUUGACCAGGCAGAGCGCGCGCUCCAGGCUCUCGCGGCAGACACCGGGGGCUUCCUGGAGGUUUCGGGGGAAGGGGAGGUGCUGUACGUCUUCCCCGAAGACUACAGGGCGAAGCUAGCUGGCAAGUCAUUCAGAAUGCGGGUUGAGCCACUGGUCGAUAAAGCCAAGGAAGCGGGUGCGUAUCUGGCGCGGGUGUCUUUUGGGACAGCACUAGUUGCUUCCAUUGUGCUUGUAUAUGCUACCAUCAUUGCCAUUCUCUCAAGCUCGAGCAGUGAUGAAGAUAAUCGUGGAAGGCGGCGCAGAUCCUAUGGCUCUACGAUGUUCCUCCCAACAGAUUUAUUUUGGUACUUGGAUGCAGGUUCCUCCAGGAGGAGGCGGGUAGAAAAAGAUAAGGGGAUGAGCUUUAUUGAAUCUGUCUUCUCGUUUGUAUUUGGGAAUGGUGAUCCUAAUGACGGGCUUGAAGAGAGAAGGUGGAAGAUGAUUGGGCAGUAUAUUUCAUCGAAUGGUGGAGUUGUUACGGCAGAAGAACUGGCACCGUAUCUUGAUGUACCGGCACCUGCAGAGCAAACCAACUCCAAGGAUGAUGAAUCAUUUAUUCUUCCAGUUCUUUUACGCUUCCAGGGACAUCCUUUAGUUGACGAUCAGGGAAACAUUCUUUAUCGAUUCCCAUCGCUGCAACGCACUGCUUCCUCGAAAGGAGGUGGGAGUAGGGAAUAUGUUGGUACAAGAUGGUCUACAAUGUCGAGUGGCAUUGAAAAGUUUAUGGAAGAGAAACCAUGGGAAUUCAGUAAAGCAAAUGCAUUAGAGAGGGCAAUGGUUGCUGGUUUGGGAGGACUCAAUCUUUUUGGCGUCAUAAUUCUGGGAAACUUACUGAAGCAAAUGACAAUGACACCUGGUGGGCUUAUCUCAUUUGCUGCGCAGUUAUUUCCCUUGCUUCAGAAUUGUGUACCAAGUCCAAGAGAUACACCCUACCAAACAAACUCAUGUCUCAGCAUGCCUCAACAAAUAACAUCUUAUCUCAGCAUGUCUCAGUGGAUACCGGCUACCAAACACAUCAGGUUGUAUACUCUCAGCAUGUCUCAUCAGAGAAUGGCCAUGUCAGGAUAUAUGCUGGCUCCUUUUUUGCAAUACCAUUAUUUAGAUGGUUGCUGCUACGCAAGACCAACAAUGACAUUGCAAGGAGGAACAAGGCUAGAGAAGAGAGAGCCCAGGAACUUUUGUCGCCAGAACCUUCUCUCAGAAGAAAGUUGCUCAGUGCACGCGACAUGGCUCAGCGGAAGGUGAUUACACCAGGGGAGAUUGUCUACACAACCGAAAAGGAUCUAUUGGAUCAGGAAUAUGAAGUUAGGGAGUGGGAAAGGCGAUUUAAGAAACUUGAGUCAGACUGAUGGUAAUGAUGGAUAAUACUUGAGAUUCAUUUUAUUGAAAAAUAAUACUUGAUUCAUAUUAUAUAUGGAUGGUCCUUUGGUCGUCUGGCAUCAUUCUUGGAUGGAGGAUAGAUCUGACCGAACCAUUCAACCAAGUGGGCAGAAUGCCUAGAUGAGAGACUGGAUGGUUCUUAGGCCCACUGAUGUGCUGUGAAGUUUUUGCCGAAGCAGUCUUUAAUACUACCAUUCAUCAAAGUAAUUGCUGCUGCUGUACAUAUCUGUAACAUUUAGUCUACACACAUGUAUAUAUAGUUGUAGAUCAAUGCACAGAAGCAGGGAAUUGUAAUUCAGAGCUAGGGAAUUGAAAUUCAGAACUGAACACCGGAACCGUAGGACAUGUAAAGGAUAAUGCCGUUAAACUGUUGUCUCAGAUUGGGUUUUCUGGAUCUA
Triticum aestivum (bread wheat) is the source of this 2314-nucleotide messenger RNA. RefSeq lists its product as uncharacterized. The record is from RefSeq and is a predicted model, not a curated record. Bases 150 to 1781 code for a protein of 543 amino acids. The transcript has 14 exons. Lineage: Eukaryota; Viridiplantae; Streptophyta; Magnoliopsida; Poales; Poaceae. Gene Ontology annotation, cellular component: chloroplast envelope.